AUGGAGUCCAACUUUCGCUCCACAGUCCUUCAGAGGCCCCCAGACAAGGAUGACGACCGCGAAAGAAGGCACGCGCGAGAUAUACUGAACCCGGCGAGCUCUAUUGUCGCGGCACCAGGCGCUCCACAGGCGCCGCCCCCGCGACAUGCGGGCUUCAGUCUCCGAUCCCCAACACAAUCCGAGUUCUCCUCCUACUCGACGCCGCCCGGCGCGAAUAAUCAUCAUCAGUCGCCAUCAAGACCUGUUCUCAGCUCGUUCAUGUCGCCAUCUUCCACUCCUAGCCGCGCUGCCGAAUUAAUGUCCUUUUCGAAUAUACUCUCGAGUUCUGAGCCCGCUGCGCCCAGGCUACGGCCGACCUCUCCCGCUCGACUCGAUGCCAAGGAGCCGGCACGACAACCGUCCCCGCGUCGUGAGAUCGCUGUUCUGAAGGAGCCAUCUCCGGAAGCCCCUGUGAAGAACUCGGAUAAACCCACCACCGAUGGCGGCCUCCGUGCACCAGAACCUGAAAAGGAGCCGGAGUCUAGGUCAGAGACUGAGAAGGAAGACACGCCUCAGGAGACCGUGAGCGCUAAAACGGAACUUGAAAGCGAGGUUGAAGCCGAGGCUGAAGCUGAGGCUGAAGUCGAGACCAGUGCGGAACGCCCCAAAGACAAAAAGAAAGCACCCGCAAAGACAAAGGAAAAGAAGGAGAAGCCGGCCCGAAAGUCCAAGGGACGCGUCUCUGACAUCAGGGAUGCUGAGAGCACGCCUAAAUCGAAUCGCCGAUCGUCCGCGUCGCAGAAAGACUCAGUCCGGCGUGCCGCGAAGCGCCUCCGAAUUGCUAGGGAAACCGACCUAAAGCGCAACCUAGAACGGCGACGUGACCUCGUCGAGUGCGCCCUUGACAACAUUCUUACACACUCCGAAUUAGGCAGGAGGAGGUACGACGAAUUGUAUUGCGAGGAUGCAUUGAACGAAGUGCGCGAACGCGAAGUCUUUGCCGAGAAGGAGCGGAAGAAGGAUAUGCAACGAAAGAGGCGUCGUGAGAAGUCCAUGGCUGCCACCAUUGAGCAGAAGGAGGCGGCCCUUGCUAAGGCCCGCGCCGCUGAAGACGAAUCCGAGCGCCAGAAACACCUGCGGGAGGCGGAGCGCGCGAACAAGAAGGCUCAGCAGACUAAACUUGUCCUCCAAAAGGGUCUCAAGGGCCCCGUGCGAUCCGUCGACCUCAACCUCGAAGGCGGUGCCUCGUCCUCAAUUCCACCUUCCGAUGCGGAGAAUGGUAAGGGCAAAUCGAAAGGACGCGGUAGCUCUAGGCCGAAGAAGUCCAAGGAGCAGAAGCAAGCAGAGAAGGCUUCCGCCGAAGCUGCUCAGGCUGCUAUUGACGCCGGUGAAGAACUGCCACCCCCGAAGGAAGAGGGCCGCAUUCGCAUCAAACUCAGCAAGAAGUCAAAGCAGCAGCAGCAGCAGCAGCCGUCGGAGGAUGCCGACAAAGACAAGGAGAACAAGGAGCCCAAGCCUGGCAAGGAGCCCAAGGAGAAGACCAAGGAAAAGGAAGAGCCUGUCCCAGAGGCCAAGUUCCAAUCCAAGGGAUUCAAUCAAAUUUACGAUCAAAUCUGGCGCGAUCUUGCUCGCAAGGACGUCAACAAGACCAACAAGCUUGCGACUGACUCAUACGCGGUCAAGUCCUCUAACCUCAAGAAGACUGCCAUCCUCGCGUCCAAGGAAGCGAAGAGGUGGCAGCUCAAGACGAACAAGGGCACCAAGGAUCAACAGGCGAGAGCCAAGAGGGUAAUGCGAGACAUGAUGAGCUUUUGGAAGCGCAACGAACGAGAGGAACGCGAUCUCCGCAAAGCGGCCGAGAGACAGGAACUCGAAAACCAACGAAAGGAGGAAGCUGACCGCGAAGCCGCCCGACAAAAGCGAAAGCUUAACUUUCUUAUCUCCCAGACCGAACUCUACUCCCAUUUCAUCGGCAAGAAGAUCAAGACCAAUGAGGUGGAACGCAGCACGGACAACCCCGAGGUUGCCGCGGCCGACAGGGACCAUAUUCCCCAGAACACGCUGGAUAUCAAGGAACCCACAGGCCCGGUCGGUACCAAAAUUAGCAACUUCGAGAACCUCGAUUUUGAUAACGAUGAUGAGAGCGUGCUACAAGCUGCAGCCAUAGCCAACGCCCAAAACGCCAUUGCGGAAGCCCAGAAGAAGGCACGUCAGUUCAACAAUGAGGAUGACGGAAUGGACGAGGAUGGCGAGAUGAACUUCCAGAACCCGACCGGCCUGGGCGACGUAGAGAUAGAGCAGCCCAAGCUCAUCAAUGCCCAGCUUAAGGAAUACCAGCUCAAGGGUCUCAACUGGCUCGUGAACCUGUAUGAACAAGGUAUCAACGGCAUCCUCGCCGAUGAGAUGGGUCUCGGAAAGACUGUACAGUCCAUCUCGGUCAUGGCCUACCUCGCCGAAAAGUACGAUGUCUGGGGCCCCUUCCUGGUGGUGGCGCCGGCCUCCACCCUUCACAACUGGGAGCAGGAGAUUCGCAAGUUCGUGCCUGAAUUCAAGAUCCUGCCGUACUGGGGCAGUGCAGCCGACCGCAAAGUGCUACGAAAGUUUUGGGAUCGCAAGCACUCGACCUACAAGAAGGAUGCCUCUUUCCACGUCUGCAUCACGUCGUACCAGCUCGUCGUAUCUGAUGUCGCUUACUUCCAGAAGAUGAAGUGGCAGUACAUGAUUCUGGAUGAAGCGCAGGCUAUCAAGAGCUCGCAGAGUUCCCGGUGGAAGUGCCUUCUCAGCUUCCACUGCCGUAACCGAUUACUCUUGACUGGCACGCCCAUCCAAAACAACAUGCAAGAGUUGUGGGCUCUUCUGCACUUCAUCAUGCCCUCGCUCUUUGACUCACACGACGAAUUCAGCGAAUGGUUUUCCAAAGACAUCGAAUCGCACGCUCAGAGUAACACGAAACUUAACGAGGAUCAACUCAAGCGUCUGCACAUGAUUCUUAAGCCAUUCAUGCUACGUCGCGUGAAGAAGCACGUGCAGAAGGAACUUGGUGACAAGAUUGAGUUGGAUGUGUUCUGCAACCUAACAUACCGACAGCGAGCUUACUACGCCAACUUGCGCAACCAGAUAAGCUUCAUGGACCUCAUCGAGAAAGCCACACUAGGCGACGACAACGACUCAGGCACACUGAUGAACCUUGUCAUGCAAUUCAGAAAGGUCUGUAAUCACCCCGAUUUGUUUGAGCGUGCCGAUACAACAUCGCCCUACGCCUUUGGCCAAUUUGGAGAAACGGCAUCCUUUGUGCGCGAGGGCAAUAAUGUGACGGUCAAGUACUCGACGCGCAACGCCAUUGACUACCCCCUUCCCGUGCGCGUCUGGCAGGGCGACGGCCGGCUCGACAAGGCCUGCAGAGAUAACCCCCAAGCGGGAUGGAGGAACAAAGCUCUUAACCACAUGAUGAACAUCUUUACGCCAAGCAACAUUCGCGAAAGUAUGGAAGGGUCGGACACGUUUUCGUGGCUCCGCUUUGCAGAUGCCUCUCCCGGAGACGUGUACAAGGCCACCCAUAGCAACAUUGUGCAGCGCGCAGUAGACAUUGGCUCGCGAAGCAGUAGGCUUAGCAAGAUGGAAGUCGCCUACUCAGACACCGAGGACAACGGUUUCACGCCCGGCCACGCCCUCUUCAUGAUCCAUGAGCGCAAGAACAGACAGGCACUUGCGGAGAUCACAGGCGAAGGCGUCCUCCGAAAUCUGAUGAAUGUUGGACGCGUCGUGUAUAAUGACCUGGGCCUUGGCAGACUUGAGCAAGCAGCACGCUCGCCCGUAUCAGCCCCGCCCAUCGACGUGACUUGCAACGACCCGUCCACUAGGGUGGAGCGUGAGCAGACGCUUUUCAACGUCGGCAUCAGGAGGAUCCUCUACGGGCCUAACCCAGUUGAGCAGGCAGCCCUCAUCAGGCAGAAGGUUCCGCCGGCGUUCAUGCCCCCGAUGAAGGCAUUGCCAGCGCCCGACAACGACAAGAAGAGGUUCAACAACAUUGCUGUUCCGUCAAUGCGCCGGUUUGUUACUGACAGCGGCAAACUGGCGAAAUUGGACGAGUUGCUCUUCAAGCUCAAGAACGAGGGUCACCGUGUUCUUCUCUACUUCCAGAUGACGCGCAUGAUUGAUUUGAUGGAAGAGUACCUCACGUACCGUAACUACAAAUAUUGCCGCCUGGACGGCUCUACCAAGCUCGAGGACCGACGAGAUACCGUGCACGACUUCCAAACUCGGCCCGAGAUUUUCAUCUUUUUGCUUUCUACGCGUGCGGGUGGUCUCGGUAUCAACCUCACGACAGCUGACACAGUCAUCUUCUACGAUUCGGAUUGGAACCCAACAAUUGACUCGCAGGCCAUGGACCGAGCUCACAGGCUGGGCCAGACGAAGCAGGUGACUGUCUACCGUCUCAUCACGCGCGGCACAAUCGAGGAGCGUAUCCGGAAGAGGGCUCUCCAGAAGGAAGAGGUGCAACGAGUGGUCAUCCAGGGUGGCGGUGCCAGCGUCGACUUCUCCGGCCGCAGGGCACCGGAGAACAGGAACCGUGACAUUGCUAUGUGGCUAGCGGACGACGAGCAAGCUGAGCUGAUUGAACGAAGGGAGAAGGAGCUGCUUGAGAGCGGCGAGUACGACAAGGUGCAGAAGAAAAAGGGCGGGAAGAGGAAGAGGGCGCAGGUCGACAACAGCGGCGGCGACCGGGGCGGUGUGAGUCUUGAUGAGAUGUACCACGAGGGCGAAGGAAAUUUCGAUGACAACAAGGCGUCUGGCGCGGCGACGCCAGUCGUUGCAGAACCAGAUGUCAAGGCAGCUAAGAAGCGACGGACGGGCAGCAAGAAAGCCAAAACGACGAAACAACGGCUAGCUAUGAUUGACGGAGAGGUUGACGGGUGA
Parascedosporium putredinis is the source of this 4896-nucleotide messenger RNA. Lineage: Eukaryota; Fungi; Ascomycota; Sordariomycetes; Microascales; Microascaceae. The record is from the annotation of a GenBank genome assembly.